Messenger RNA from Erigeron canadensis, 1132 nucleotides. RefSeq names its product protein LATE FLOWERING-like. The record is from RefSeq and is a predicted model, not a curated record. The coding region runs from base 353 to 886 and encodes 177 amino acids. The transcript is spliced from 2 exons. Gene Ontology annotation, biological process: negative regulation of abscisic acid-activated signaling pathway. NCBI's taxonomy places the organism in Eukaryota, Viridiplantae, Streptophyta, Magnoliopsida, Asterales, Asteraceae.
AUAUAUAUAUAAAUUUUUGCAGCAGCAUGCAGCAACGUAUUGGUGCACACUUAUUCACCUAUCCCUCUCUUAUCUCUUCUGUUCCCAAGCCCAUAAAAUACACCCCCUCCAUCUCUCCUCUGUCUCUCUCUAUAAGUUUUGUGUAUCUAUAUAUCUAUUAUCUAUUAUCUAUAUAUACAUACAUACGUACAUACAUCCCACAUUAACAAUUCACCAACACAUUUUCCAAUCACAAUAAACUAAUUGAAGAACUCUUUUUCCUACAUCUUCUACCCAUCUUCAACUCUGAUCAUUUCCCCUGCCACUCUUUGCUGACCACAUUGUCAUUAUCCUAUCUUCAAGGGAAACGGAAAUGGAAGGCGGGAAUGUUGGCAAUGGCGAACAUAAAACGAUGAAGUCUUUUCCGUGUCAAUUUUGUUCAAGAAAGUUUCAUAGUUCUCAAGCUUUGGGAGGUCAUCAGAAUGCACACAAGAAAGAGAGAACAGCAGCAAGAAAAGCGAAAAGAGCAGCUAACACUCAAUGCAACUAUGGUACUAAUUCAUUACUUCCACAAGCUCCACUAUUGUUUUCUCCUACAAAUCAAAUGGGGAUACUUAAUCCGUCUCUGUAUAUUACUGCUCAUGCUGCUAAUCUCUGUCAGUUACAAAGUCAGCAUUAUGGUCGGUUCGAUAAUCUUAUGUAUUACAGAACCAACUGCAUCAAUCAGAAUCCUUAUAUCAAUAAUCAGUUUGAUCAAGAAGAUGAAAAUCAAGGUUUCUUCAAUUGUCAUAAGGGAAGAAUUCAGAUUGAAGAUUCACCAGAACAUAUGUUUGUGAAUGUGAUGAGUGAAAGUAAAGGUCUUACGGAUAAAGAUACUCAAAAGCUUGAUCUUUCACUACAUUUAUGAAUAGAUAUAUAAGUUUUCCUUAGAUAGGAAAGAAUAGGAAAAAAGAAGCAGCUUUUCUAGAUCUUUGUUUUCUUCUUUUGGCAAGUUUUGGGAUUUCAGUAUUUAGAUUUCUUGGAAUAAGGGAGGUAUGUGAGGAAAUGCCAUCUAUAGUGUCGUUUUUCGGGAAAGUUCGAGAUAGUGCAUGAGAAAGCAUGUUUCGCAUUUUGGAUAAUAAUUUGAUACAUUUCUAUUUAGCAGUUAAACAUA